Molecule: messenger RNA, 1017 nt
Organism: Penicillium antarcticum
Lineage: Eukaryota; Fungi; Ascomycota; Eurotiomycetes; Eurotiales; Aspergillaceae
Exons: 3
Coding region: 1-1017 (338 amino acids)
Biological process (GO): pyrimidine nucleotide import into mitochondrion
Cellular component (GO): mitochondrion
Molecular function (GO): pyrimidine nucleotide transmembrane transporter activity
Source: RefSeq, a predicted model, not a curated record
AUGGAGGGACAUGCACAAGGAUAUCGAAAUGCAGGGGAAUCUCGCAAAGCAGAACCAAUUCAGCCUGUUCAUGUUGCGCCAAAGAAGGCUGUCAAGUCAUGGGUACACCUUUUGGCAGGCGCGAGCGGUGGAAUGGCUACUGCCAUUGUAACUUCCCCUCUCGACGUCCUACGAACACGUCUCCAGUCCGACUUCUACCAUACCCAAAACACAGGCGUCAACCAGUCACGUCAAGGAUCGAACCAUAAAACGAUACGCAUUGUCAACUCUAUAUAUCGCGCCGAAGGAUGGCGGGCUUUCUUCCGAGGCCUUGGUCCCAGCAUAGCCGGUGUAGUUCCAGCGACUGCCAUCAAGUUUUACGUCUACGGCAAUUGCAAGCGCGUCGGUGCUCACCUGAUGGGAUACACAGAAGACUCUCCACUGGUUCACGCCCAGGCUGCAAUUUGCGCGGGGUUGGCAACAUCCACAGCAACAAAUCCGAUUUGGCUAAUCAAAACACGGCUACAACUCGACAAGACAAGCAGCGGUGGUCGGCGAUAUCGCAAUAGCGUGGAUUGCAUCAAGCAAGUCUUACGGAACGAGGGUAUAGCAGGUCUAUACAGAGGAAUGAGCGCAAGUUAUCUUGGCUCCAUUGAAACGGCUCUACACCUGGUGCUCUAUGAGCGCCUGAAAACUGGCUUCAGCCAAUCGCUGGCAACCACCGAGGGAACGCGAACUCCUGUUUGGGACGAAGUCUGCCAUUGGAUAAGUACCAGUGGCGCAGCAAGUUCCGCUAAGCUUGUGGCUGGUUUGAUGACAUAUCCCCAUGAGGUUAUCCGAACGAGACUGCGCCAGGCGCCACUGGAGAAUGGCCGGCCUAAAUAUACGGGCCUGGUACAAUGCUUCCGUCUUGUCGCCAAAGAAGAAGGUAUGGCGGGCUUGUAUGGAGGCCUAGCUCCCCAUAUGGUCCGUUCCUUACCGUCGGCCAUCAUCACGCUUGGCGUGUAUGAGUUUGUGCUGCGGGCCAUUGGCGCCUAA